UGCAGUUUUGGAAACAAAGAAGGCUCAUGUUCAAAUAUAAAAAACACCACAAUCCCAUUCCAUUCUAGCCCAAGCUCUCGGAAUACGAGAGCGGCUAUUCCGUUCCACACCCUUUACCAAAACCUCACAAUGCGUCCCUUCCCCCUCUGCGUCCUUCUCCUGUUCCUCGCCACCGUCUCCUCGCAGCCGCAACCGUCACUGCCGGCCGGCAACAACACGGCGGGCAACCACACCCAUGGCGGCCACCAUGGCGGCCACCACCGCGUCAACACAAGAAAGUAUUUCGGAUGGAUUCCGGCAUCGACGACGUCCGUUAACCAAACUGAGUUAGCGGAAGAGUUCCUGCACGCGCACAACUGGGUGAGGAAGCUCUACAACCUUCCCCUGUACGCGUGGGACGAGCAACUGGCGAGCUACGCUCGUGGGUACCUGAUGCAGCGGUACGAGGACUGCAAAUUGGUUCACUCCAACUCAGACUACGGCGAGAACAUGUUUUGGGCGAAGAAGUUGAAUUGGACCCCUUCUGAUGCCACGUACUAUUGGUACAAGGAGAAACAAUGGUAUGAUUUUCACACCCUCACGUGUGCCCCACCACCCAAAGCGUGUGGCCACUUCACCCAGAUCGUGUGGAGAGACUCUAUUCGCAUUGGCUGUGCGCUUCAGCAUUGCCACAACCCCGGUGCUGGAAUGCUCAUUGCUUGCGAAUAUGACCCCCCUGGUAACUAUGAAAAUGAGCACCCUUUGAAACAACAUAACACUUAAUUCAUUCCUAACCACCUUUAAUAAAUACACAAUUAACGUUUUCAUUAUAUAAUUAUAUCCCACAUAUACAUAAUUCUACUACUAAUCACCAAAGGUUGUUGAUAGAGUUCUUCGCUGCACGAGAUUAAAUUACUUAUUGUGGAUUUUUCAUUAAUCUUGUCGUCCAGUUUCGCUGGCAGAUUGUACAUAAUUAUUGUUGCUUUGCUUUUUUCAGCAAUGGUAGACAGUUAAUUGGUGGAGCCCUUUCAAAGAUUAAUUAGAAACUUCUUCUUUUUAUUCCCUUUUUCUACAAAAGACUUGUCCUUCUUGGCCGUGUCAUGAUUUUUAUAUGGUUGUUUAAAUGUCUUUGCAUUUUUUAUGUUGUAAUGUUGUAUUUUAAUUCCAAAUGCUGCAUUGUUGUCGGGGAAACUGUAUCACAUGUUAGUCUAAUGAAAAUCGUUGUCGUGCUUUUUUUUUUUUUUUUUAAAUGUAAGUUAGUUGUACGUUUCUAUAGAACAACACAUCGGUUGGCAUAUCGUAUAGACGGGUUAAAUAAUGCAUUUGGAUGUGUUUGUUCUAUGUAUUUUAAUUUGUGAUUGACUUACCAAAGAAUGGGUGGCCUUUUCUGGUUUUUGCAAGACAAUUACAAGGCUGUCUCGUCGGUCAUUAAUUAUUACAAGUUGCAAAAGUAGCCACAACUUUAAAUUUAAUGACUUUAAAAUCCAAUUACAAUUGAAAUAUUGAGAAAAUUUUGUAAUAAGA
Molecule: messenger RNA, 1503 nt
Organism: Abrus precatorius (Indian licorice)
Lineage: Eukaryota; Viridiplantae; Streptophyta; Magnoliopsida; Fabales; Fabaceae
Product: pathogenesis-related protein 1A-like
Exons: 1
Coding region: 130-762 (210 amino acids)
Cellular component (GO): extracellular region
Source: RefSeq, a predicted model, not a curated record